Messenger RNA from Hyaloscypha bicolor E, 2994 nucleotides. RefSeq lists its product as uncharacterized. Lineage: Eukaryota; Fungi; Ascomycota; Leotiomycetes; Helotiales; Hyaloscyphaceae. The record is from RefSeq and is a predicted model, not a curated record. Bases 153 to 2606 code for a protein of 817 amino acids. The transcript has a single exon.
UUCUCACCCUUCUCAUGCUAGAACCCAUCUGAUUUCAAUAUCCAAUUUGACUUCCCAAAGCUGUGAUCUCAUUGUACUCGACCCCUUCGUUCAUCCUCAUACCCCCAAUCCAUACACGACUCGCUGCUUCAAAGCAGAACAACAAAACCACCAUGGCGUCUGAUGCGCCGCACAAACAAGAGUUUCGAAUUCGAGAUCUCGCCACUCGAAGCGUCAUCCUCUUUCCUACCAGAGCCCAGAUCAUCCGAGACAUCAAGGAAAUUAACCUUCACCCAGGCCCCAACCAAAUCAUCAUCGACGGUCUUGCACCCACAGUCGACGAGCAUUCCAUCAAGGUUGAAGGAACUGGAUCAGCCACAAUCACCGAGGUCACUGUCGAUCUUCUCCCGAAUCGCGAUGUCUGGGAAGAUAUCUAUCCUUCUGAUUCGGAGGACGAGGAUUCAGACGAAGAGGAGAAAUCAGAGGAUGAAACGGAAGGCAUGAAAGCCCUCAACGACAAACUCAGGAAAUUCAAUGUCCAACUUCUCAACGAACAAGAGAAAAUUAAUUCCGGAGCUCAUCGUCUGAAGAUUUGUGAUGCCUUUGGCAAGAGUGUUGAAAAAGAGCGCCCUGCUCCUGCCGAUUUGGACAAGCUCAUCAAUGCCUACCAGGCAGAGCGUGAGAGAAUCUACAAGGAUCAUGAACACGCAGUUGCUGCUGUUGAGACUAUUCAGGAGGAUAUUGAGAAGGUCAAUAAAGAAAAGCUGAAGCUCGCCAAAGCAAUGGUGAAGGCCAAUGAGAAAGCCGAGAAGGAGAAGCAGAAAUUGAAAGAGAAGAAAGCACGCAAGAAGGCUGAAAUACGCAAAGAAAAGUUGAGGAUCAAGGCCGAACGAGAGCUGUUCUGGCCGAAGAAAGUCUACCGUAUCACCAUCAACCUCGAGCCCACCAGCCUGACACCUGCAUCGUCCCGUCGCAGCUCAAUCGAUGGAGACACAGUUGUCAACCUCGCGACUUCAACAUUCCACGAACCAUCGACCGGCCCACUGAAGACUGGCGAGAUCAGUCUUUCUCUGUCAUACAUCACUUACUCCGCUUCUUGGUCCCCACGGUACGACUUGAGCUUGAACACUGUCAAGUGCACUGGUGUGCUGGAAUAUGGAGCAGAACUCAAGAAUACCACUUCCGAGACUUGGCGGGAUGCGAAGAUUGUACUCUCAACCUCUCAGACAACCUUCUCUGGUCUCAGCGAGACGAUUCCUACCCUCGAACCCUGGCACGUGCGCCUCUUGAAAGGAGGCCGCAACCCUGACAGUGCGUUGUUCAGCGCAUCCGAACGCCUGGCAAAGCAGCAGGAAUGGAGUAAAAACACCGGAGGACAAGUCCAGAAGCCCCGAGCAGAGAUCUUUGGCCUUGAUGGCAGUUCAAACAACAACGCAUCCUUAUGGUCAUCCCAGAAAAAGAACCGCGAGGCUCAGGUACAACAGGUCAUUAGCAGCCACUCACAUCCCCCACAAGCUCAAGUUCAACCAGCAGGGUUAUUAGGUAACCUCGCUGGACCAGGAGGUGGUUUUGGUAGCAGUGCUUCAGCACAGGUACAGAACCAACCAUAUCGUUCGAGCCAUGGCAUGACUUCAGUUCGUGCCAAACGUGCAAGUAGUACGAGCCGCUUUCUGCGUGGAGGGGCAGAGGUUGAAGAAGAUGAAGAAGAGGCAUACAUACAAGAAGACAGAGCGGGCGGUUUCGAAGGAGGGGAUCUCAGUCUCUUUGACGACCAGCCCCAGUCUCUUACCUUUGAAGAAGGAGCUUGGGAAGAGACUGGUCUCACAACUACGUAUGACGUUCCAUCACUGAAGACACUCGCUCCCAACAAUUCAACCAGCAAGCACAAGAUCGCCAAGAUCGAUUUUAAGAACGUCAUCUUCUCCCACAUCGUCAUCGGCAAGCUUCGCCAAAUUGCGUUCCUCAAGGCCAGACUGCGCAAUACCUCAAAGAUCACUCUUCUCAAGGGUCCUUUGGGGUUGACGCUUGAUGGCAGUUUCUUGGGCCAGGCAUCAUUCCCGCGAUGCUCGGCUGGUGAAUCCUUCUCUCUACCACUGGGCGUCGAUCCGGCAAUUACAAUCAGCUAUCCCAAGCCAACUGUUCGACGAAGCCAAUCUGGUAUCUUCAACAAGGAGGACAGCAAUGUGUUCAGUCGCACUGUGGUCAUCAUGAACACCAAGCCCAAGGCUGCGAUCGAGAUGACUGUUCUCGACCAAGUCCCAGUUUCUGAAGACGAGCGUCUCAAGAUCGAAAUCUUGAGCCCGAGAGGCUUGAAGGCUGGUGGCGACGGGGUACCGACUGGUAUCAGUGCAUUCGCUGGUUUGGCUCUUGCGAACACUGGAUUGAAUGGCAAAGGAACCGCGAAGGAUGUUAGAGCUAGUGUGUACGGUGUCGACGGCAGAGAGUUCAAGGACGGCAAAUGGGGAAGUGCCGUUGCAACAACAAAGAAGGGUGGGGAGGUAUCAUGGAACGUCAAGUUGAAUCCUGGACAAGGUGUCAAAUUGGUGCUGGAAUAUGAGGCUUCUUUCCCGGCUGGAGAGACCGUUGUUGGAGUACAAGUUGCGAAGAAUGGGUUUGGAAAUUAUUAAUCUGGCAUUGUUCUUGGAGGGCUUGGGACUUUCUCCUGAUGUUUGGUUUGAGGAACGUCGGGGGCAGGUUUUUAGGCAGUUAAGGAUCAAAAGUUCCAAACGCGAAAACUGUGAAAUGCGAAAUUUCAAAAGUGCCUGAAUUUGGCAUGCAACCACGCCUAGAAUCAAGUACGGAAUCAUGUGCAGGCUAGGUACGAACCUUUAUAAAAAUUGAUUUCUUUUCUCUGAUUAGAUGAUCGAUCGAGAGCAAGGACUUUUUUUUUCUAUCCGGUCACUUAGCUAGCCUACGCAGAUAAAGUGGGUCUACCUUAAGGUCUACCUAUGAGAAACCAUACCACAGUACAAAUUUAAGUUAGUUAAGCGAGAGCACAGAUAAAGAAAUAUUCUU